Messenger RNA from Stegostoma tigrinum, 1364 nucleotides. Its product is annotated as disintegrin and metalloproteinase domain-containing protein 33-like. The record is from RefSeq and is a predicted model, not a curated record. The transcript is spliced from 10 exons. Gene Ontology annotation, biological process: proteolysis. Lineage: Eukaryota; Metazoa; Chordata; Chondrichthyes; Orectolobiformes; Stegostomatidae. The coding region runs from base 54 to 1364 and encodes 436 amino acids. Gene Ontology annotation, molecular function: metalloendopeptidase activity.
ACUCCCUGUGGGCGGAGCUCCCUGUGGGCGGGGCUUAAUGUAGGCCGGUGACCAUGUAUGCCGAACUCCCUGUGGGCGGGGCUCCCUGUGGGCGGGGCCAUGCCUGGGCGGGGCUGUGUCGGGCCGAUCGGGCGAACCGGCUCGGGCUCAGGCUCGGGCUGGGAGCGGCGGCCGUGACCCGGAGGAUGUGUCCCGGAGCCCGGACAGUGGGGAGCCGCCCCACCCCGCUUCAGCUGCUGCUGCUGCUCGGUUUGGGGCUGCGAUCCGGAGCAGAGCCACAAUUACCCGGCGUAACCCUGGAUGGAGUUCAAGUGACCCUGUAUUGGCUGGGACCUGGCCAUAGCCCGCAAGUUAUAACGGCGGGAAUGCAGACGUCCUGCCCUGUUUGGGGAACAGUGCGAGUCAACAUCGGGGACACUGAGCUGGUGCUGCAGAUUGAGAGGAACAACCAGCUAAUCGCUGCAGCCUACACCGAGACCCAUUACGAUCAGGAUGGCAGGAUGGUGACAGUCUCUCCCAACCAGACAGAUCACUGCCUCUACCACGGACACGUCAGUGGGUAUCCGCAUUCCUGGCUCACCCUAACACUCUUCUCUGGUCUCAGUGGGAUCGUUGUCAUGGACACCAAGAACAGUUACUACUUGCAGCCAAUCAGACAGCAUGGCAGUCAUCACCACAUCAUCUAUAGGACAGAACAUCUGCCAAUCAGAGCAGGGACCUGCGGAAAUCUAGGCAACAACCAAUCAGACAUCAGCAUGAUCAAGGAGUUUGUUCAUCAGCGUCACAGGUUUCGACGGGAUUCCUGGAACACGAUGAAAUAUGUGGAGCUUUACCUGGUGGCAGAUCACACAGAGUUUCAGAAACAGUCGAACGAUCUGAGCCGCACCAAGGCGCGGAUGAUCGAAAUUGCAAACUAUGUGGAUAAGUUUUACAGAGCGUUCAAUAUUCGCAUUGCACUGAUCGGGUUGCAAGUCUGGACACAUUCUGACCAGAUAACGGUCAGUGAAGAUGCCACCAAGACGCUGUAUGCAUUUCUCAAAUGGAGGCAGAAGCUGUCGGCUCAUACCAAGCACGAUAACGCCCAGCUGCCGGGCGCUGAGCGUUACUGUGUCACUGAUUCCCCGUGGGGCCGGGCGCUGAGCGUUACUGUCACUGAUGCCCCGUGGGGCCGGGCGCUGUGUGUUUACUGUGUCACUGAUGCCCCGUGGGGCCGAGCACUGUGUGUUACUGUGUCACUGACCGUGGGGCCGGGCGCUGAGCGUUACUGUGUCACUGAUUCCCCGUGGGGCCGGGCGCUGUGUGUUACUGUCACUGAUUCCCCGUGGGGCCGGGCGCUGUGUGUUGCUGUCACUGAUUCCCCGUGA